Messenger RNA from Musca vetustissima, 882 nucleotides. RefSeq names its product S-methyl-5'-thioadenosine phosphorylase-like. Gene Ontology annotation, molecular function: S-methyl-5-thioadenosine phosphorylase activity. Gene Ontology annotation, cellular component: cytosol. Bases 1 to 882 code for a protein of 293 amino acids. Gene Ontology annotation, biological process: nucleoside metabolic process. The transcript has 3 exons. NCBI's taxonomy places the organism in Eukaryota, Metazoa, Arthropoda, Insecta, Diptera, Muscidae. The record is from RefSeq and is a predicted model, not a curated record.
AUGGCAGCACAACAAAUCAAGAUUGGUAUUAUUGGUGGUUCCGGUUUAGAUGAUCCAGAUAUUUUGGAAAAUCGUCGCAAAACAACUGUUACAACACCAUACGGUAAUCCAUCGGAUGUCCUUAUCGAAGGUGAAAUUCAAGGUGUCAAAUGUGUACUAUUGGCGCGACAUGGACGUAAACACAAUAUUAUGCCCUCCAAUGUGAAUUAUCGUGCUAAUGUUUGGGCCCUAAAACAGGCUGGUUGUACACAUCUGUUGGUGUCCACUGCAUGCGGGUCAUUGCGUGAAGAAAUUAAACCCGGCACAUUGGUUAUACCCAAUGAUUUUAUUGAUCGCACAACAAAGCGUUGUCAAACAUUCCAUGAUGGUGCGGCGGAUAGUCCUCAGGGGGUUUGCCAUCUGCCCAUGUAUCCAGCAUUUAAUGAACGUUGUAGACAAAUUCUAUUGCAAACUGUCAAAGAAUUGGGUUUCAAUGUUCACGAUAAGGCCACAAUGGUGACAAUUGAGGGGCCAAGAUUUUCAUCACGUGCCGAAAGUAAUAUGUUCCGUCAAUGGGGCGGCGAUCUUAUCAAUAUGACAACAUGCCCUGAAGUUGUGUUGGCUAAAGAGGCUGGUUUAAUGUAUGCUGCUGUUGCAAUAGCUACAGAUUAUGAUUGUUGGCGUGAGGGUUGUGAGAGUGUCAAUGUACAAGAUGUUUUGAAAACAUUCUCGGAGAAUGUUGAAAAAGUCAAACAGAUAUUGGUGAAGGCCGUGGUUAAAGUCGCGGCCGAGGAUUGGUCUGAAGCCAUUACAGAGGCAAAGGUUUGUGGUAUUUUAAAAGAAAAUAUCAAUGUGUUGUUAACAACACCAUGGGUGGCAAGUGAAAAUAGUUGCCAAAUGUGA